AGCCGCAGCCAUGGCAACAUGUGGCAGCAGGAAAGAGACGGAACUUGCUUUUUUAGCACACAAAUAACUUCACGAAACGAACCUCCUCUGUUUACCCUAAAUGUCACAUUGUCCGUGUUCUUUGUCGUUUUAACGAACCCGGGGCAGUUUGUGUCGGUGACAUUGGCGAGGCACAGCUAGCACGUUUGGCCGUCGGCAUAAAAGUAAAUGUUUAGUUUGGCGGCCAUGUUUGUUAUGAAGCGUUUGACUGUGUUCAAACUUGACUGCAUCGAUUAAGUGACUCCCAGUCAUGUCCGGGGGGAAGCAGCCGGUGGACGGCCUGCUCCUCGGCGACCGCAACCGUUCUUACGGUAGCCUGGUCCGGUCCAAUUUGAGCCCGGUUGGCAGCAGACUUGUAGAACAUCACAUCCAGCCCGGAGAAACCCUCCAAGGUCUAGCCCUGAAAUAUGGAGUCACUAUGGAACAAAUUCAAAGAGCCAACAGACUGUACACUAACGACUCCAUCUUCCUGAAGAAGUCCUUGUCCAUCCCUGUCCUCUCAGACGUGGAAGGCCACACUUCUGAUGAAGGUAAACCUUUGAGUGAGGAGGACUCGCGAGAGGCGACGGGACGGAAUUGUCCUGAAAACAGCCUUAUAGCGAGCCCCUCCGCCCGAGGGAAGAUGGCAGAGAUCACAACCAGGGAUUUUUUGACACAACUUGACGGCUUCAUCAGCGAGUCCAAGCAGGCCGCAGUUAGAGGGUGGAAGGAUGCAGAGAAAAGGGUUGCCGACCUGGAGGCAGUUUGUGUCAGCAGGGCAAGCGGGCGGCAGUCGCCUUCAGGACGGCGCCAUCAGUCAGUGCACGUGACGGUGCCGCUCACCACCACCAAGCUCACUAUGAAGCUGAGAGAACAAGAAGACGAGAUCUUUGAGUUGUGACCACUUCUUCCUCGCUAAACACUGCUGUCCUCGUUCUGCUGCAUGUGUGUGAAAGGUCCAGGAUGGUUUAAAGCACUUUCUUCUUUUUAAAUCUUUAUUUAUUAGCAGAGAUGGACACUGCGGUCAAAUGGCUGGUCAUGUGCUGACUGUCACCUGAUGGUCAUGAGACAUGCCUGGAACUGCCACACACUCCCAACAUGCAACAAUAGUCAGCACUGUUCCUAACUUAUUCACUCUAGUAGUUUGUCACACCACAAUGUAUUGAUUUAGUACUAAUAUAUGCAGUAUACAAAAGGUUGUGUCGUUGUAUCAGUGUAACUUUUGUAAAGUUAAUUAACUUAUGAACUGCACUUUUUAAAAUUUUGUCUAUCAUUCACAAUUCUUAUGUGGGACAAGAACACGUUUUUCGUCAUUUAAUGCAUUCUAAAUCGUGAACAAACAUUAGCAAAAGUCAGCUAACAAUGGAGCUCAUGAGAUUAGUUCUGUUCCGCCAAUAAAGCGAUCUAAAACCAUCCAAAAACCUCCGUUUUACAAAACCCAAAACCAGUGAAGUUGGCACGUUGUGUAAAUCACAAAUAAAAACAGAAUACAAUUAAUUGCAAAUCCUUUUCAACCUACCGUAUUUUCCGCACUAUAAGCCGCACCGGGUUAUAAGCCGCACCUUCAAUGAAUGGCAUAUUUCAAAACUUUGUUCACCUUUAAGCCGCACCGGGUUAUAAGCCGCACCUACGCUGCGCUAAAGGGAAUGUCAAAAAAACAGUCCGAUAGGUCAGUCAAACUUUAAUAAUAUAUUACAAACCAGCGUUCUAACAACUCUGUUCACUCCCAAAAUGUAAUGUGCAAAUGUGCAAUCACAAAAAUAGUAACACUCAAAAUAGUGCAGAGCAAUAGCAACAUCAAUAACUCAACGUUGCUCGAACGUUAAUGUUAAACAACACACAAAAUAAACAUUUAAAGCUCACUUUCUGAAGUUAUUCCUCAUCCAUAAAUCCCUCGAAUUCUUCUCCUUCGGUGUCUGAAUUAAAAAGUUGGGUUGAAUUCUGCGUUGUACGCGUGUCUCUUAGUAGGAGCCAUUUUGUGGUCUUUACAGAAACACACAAAUGAAAUGAAACGUAAUAUCCGCGCGCUUCUUCUAUGGGGGCGGGUGCUUACCUUGGCGGUUGCUUACCGUAGAAGAAGAAGCGCUUCCUCUUCUACGGGGGCGGGUGUUUACCUUGGCGAUUGCUUAUCGUAGAAGAAGAAGCGCUUCCUCUUCUACGGGGAAAAAAGAUGGCGGCUGUUUACCGUAGUUGCGAGACCUAAACUUUAUGAAAAUGAAUAUUAAUCCAUAUAUAAGGCGCACCGGGUUAUAAGCCGCACUGUCAGCUUUUGAGAAAAUUUGUGGUUUUUAGGUGCGGCUUAUAGUGCGGAAAAUACGGUAUAUUCAAUUGAAUAUACUGCAAAGACAAGAUAUUUAAUGUUUGUUAUUUUUUGCAAAUAUUAGGUCAUUUGGAAUUUGAGGCCUUCAAAAUGUUUCAAAAAAGCUGGAACAAGUGGCAAAAAAGACUGAAAAAGUUGAGGAAUGCUCAUCAAACACUUAUUUGGAACAUCCCACAGGUUCACAUGCUAAUUUGGAUCUGAUGGGUGCCAUGAUUGGGUAUAAAAGCAGCUUCCAUGAAAUGCUCAGUCAUUCACAAACAAGGAUGGGGCGAGGGUCACCACUUUGUGAACAAAUGCGUGAGCAAAUUGUUGAAGAACAACAUUUCUCAACCAGCUAUUGCAAGGAAUUUAGAGAUUUCACCAUCUACGGUCCGUAAUAUCAUCAAAAGGUUCAGAGAAUCUGGAGAAAUCACUGCACGUAAGCAGCAAGGCUGAAAACCAACAUUGAAUGCCCGUGACCUUCGAUCCCUCAGGUGGUACUGCAUCAAAAACCGACAUCAGUGUGUAAAGGAUAUCACCACAUGGGCUCAGAAACACUUAAGAAAACCACUGUCAAUUACUACAGUUUGUCGCUACAUCUGUAAAUGCAAGUUAAAACUCUACUAUGCAAAGCGAAAGCCAUUCAUCAACAACACCCAGAAACGCCGGCGGCUUUGCUGGGCCCGAGCUCAUCUAAGAUGGACUGAUGCAAAGUGGAAAAGUGUUCUGUGGUCUGACGAGUCCACAUUUCAAAUUGUUUUUGGAUACUGUCGACGUCGUGUCCUGCGGAACAAAGAGGAAAAGAACCAUCCGGACUGUUAUAGACGCAAAGUUCAAAAGCCAGCAUCUGUGAUGGCAUGGGGGUGUAUUAGUGCCCAAGGCAUGGGUAAUUUACACAUCUGUGAAGGCACCAUUGAUGCUGAAAGGUACAUACAGGUUUUGGAGUAACAUAUGUUGCCAUCCAAGCAACGUUAUCAUGGACGCCCCUGCUUAUUUCAGCAAGACAGUGCCAAGCCAUGAGUUACAACAGCGUGGCUUCAUAGUAAAAAAGUGCGGGUACUAGACUGGCCUGCCUGUAGUCCAGACCUGUCUCCCAUUGAAAAUGUGUGGCGCAUUAUGAAGCCUAAAAUACCACAACGGAGACCCCGGACUGUUGAACAACUUAAGCUGUACAUCAAGCAAGAAUGGGAAAUAAUUCCACCUGAAAAGCUUUAAAAAUAGGUCUCCUCAGUUCCCAAACGUUUACUGAGUGUUGUUAAAAGGAAAGGCCAUGUAACACAGUGGUAAAAAUGCCCCUGUGCCAACAUUUUUGCAAUGUGUUGCUGCCAUUAAAUUCUUAAGUUAAUGAUUAUUUACAAAAAAAAAAUUGAGUUUCUCAGUUCGAACAUUAAAUAUCUUGUCUUUGCAGUCUAUUCAAUUGAAUAUAAGUUGAAGAGGAUUUGAGUUUGAGUUUAUUUCGAACAUGCAAGCAUACAACAUGAUACAUCACAAUCUCCAGUUUCUCUUUUCAACAUGUUCGAAAAGGAGUAGGAAGAAGCAGAGCUUAUUUAAUCCUACCCCUUUUCUUUUACAUAACAGUUGCUAAAACUUUUGUUCACUUCCUGUUCUCAAUUUAUUCACAAUAUACUCCAUAAGUAAUCACAAUAAAAUAAGUAAAUAAAUAAUAAUUGGUGAAGUAAGUUACAUUUCAUAUGUUGAGAUAAGUAAGAUUAUUUUGUGAGUGAAAGAAUGAAAGACUGGAUGAGUUAAAUAAAUUCAGAAUGUUUAUCAUGGUUCUUCUUCUUUGUACUUUGUAAACACUUUAAGUUUGAAGAGUUUCUUGAAGUGAAUCAUAUUAGUACAUUGUUUGAUUGCUUUGCUUAAUCCAUUCCAUAAUUUAAUUCCACAUACUGAUAUACUGAAGGUCUUAAGUGUUGUACGUGCAUACAAUUGUUUUAAAUUACAUUUCUCCCUAAGAUUAUAUUUCUCCUCUUUUUUUUGAGAAGAAUUGUUGUAUAUUCUUGGAUAGCAGGUUAUAGUUUGCUUUGUGUAUAAUUUUAGCUGUUUGCAAAUUCACUAUGUCGUAGAAUUUCAGUAUCUUUGAUUCAAUAAAUAAAGGAUUUGUGUGUUCUCUAUAUCCAACAUUAUGUAUUAUUCUAACUGAUCUUUUUUGUAACACCGUUAAUGAAUGAAGUGUACUUUUGUAAUUAUUUCCCCAUAUUUCUACACAGUAACUCAGAUAUGGUAACACUAGUGAGCAGUAGAGAAUAUGAAGUGAUUUUUUGUCUAGAACAUGUGUUGCUUUAUUCAUUAUUGACGUGUUUCUUGCUACUUUAUGUUGUAUAUUUUUUACGUGAGAUUUCCAGUUCAAUUUAUCAUCAAUCAUUAUACCUAGAAAUUUGGUUUCAUUUACUCUUUCAAUUUCUAUUCCGUCUAUUUGUAUUUGUGUUUGACUUUCUCUUCUACUGAUUUGCAAAUCAUUGUAUAACUGUUUUUAUUCACGAAUUACACAACGUGCCAACUUCACUGGUUUUGGGUUUUGUAUAUCAACGCUGUAAGUAUACAGGUAUAUGUAAUGUUAUAAUAUGUACUUUAAUAAUAUAACAUGUUAUGUUUACGUAUUUAGCUCUUUUUAAGCUAAUAUUUGCAAUUAAUUUCACAGACGCAUCACAACUUUUGCUUUCCCCUUCAACAACAACACCACCACCAAUAAUCAUAGCAGACUUCAUGGGAGACAACAAAAGCGACUUUGUCUUUCUCGCCAUCUCCGGGUCCCAAGUUGGAUGUCAAAGUUGACCAACUUCUCGGUUUAUGUCCACAACCUUCUACUAUCCAGGUGAGAGGCAUGAUUUAUAAUCUAGAAUUGACUUUUACCAACUCAGAGGCGAUGCAGCAGCUCACUAUGUCAAUAUAGCAGCAUAAGCUAGUUAGCUCUCUGUAAUCAAUGCGCAGGUAAAAAAUAGUUUGUCUGCGUUAGCGCUUUUUUACGACUUAGAAUGCAUACCAAAAAAAACCCUUGUGUUCUUGUUUUACAAAGUAAUUUUGAAUGAUCUGCCAAAUUCCAGAAAAAAAGUGCACUUCCCAUUUAAACCUUUUUUUCUUCAAACACAGUUGUACUAGUGUGUUUGUUAUGUGAAAUAAACUAUUUAAUUACAUUUACCUAAGUACCUACAGAGUAGUUUUAUUG
This is a messenger RNA of Nerophis lumbriciformis (worm pipefish), 5483 nucleotides long. It is a transcript of the gene lysmd1, whose product is annotated as LysM, putative peptidoglycan-binding, domain containing 1. NCBI's taxonomy places the organism in Eukaryota, Metazoa, Chordata, Actinopteri, Syngnathiformes, Syngnathidae. The record is from RefSeq and is a predicted model, not a curated record.